CAGACGUCAGCACGUAGGGUGUCAUGGCGGCGGACAGCGGCAGCUGGUUUCCGGCGUUGGCGGCGGGAGUGUCUCUGUUGAAGUGCCUCUUCAUCAACGCUUAUCGGUCGACGGACUUUGAGGUGCACAGGAACUGGUUGGCCAUCACGCACAGCCUGCCCGUGUCGCGGUGGUACUAUGAGAACACGUCCGAGUGGACCCUGGACUACCCGCCGCUGUUCGCCUGGUUCGAGUUCGGUCUGUCCCACGUGGCGCGGCACUUUGACGGAAACAUGCUGCAGGUGGAGAACCUGAACUACGCCAGCCCGUCCACGGUGCUGUUCCAGAGGCUGUCGGUGAUCGUCAGCGACGUGGUGUUCAUCUGCGCUGCCAGAGAGUGCUGCAGGCGUGUUCGGGAGCCGAAGGGUCCUCGGGAUGUUUGGAACCGGCCGUCCUUCGUCCUGGCUGUGCUGCUGCUGUGGAACUUUGGCCUCCUCAUCGUUGACCAUAUUCACUUCCAGUAUAACGGCUUCCUGUUUGGCUUCUUGCUGCUGUCGGUGGCCAAACACCUGCAGUCUCAGCACCUGCAGGGGGCGCUGCUCUUCGCCAUCCUGCUCAACCUGAAGCACAUCUACCUGUACGUGGCUCCGGCUUACGGCAUCUACCUGCUGAGGAGUUACUGCUUCACUCAGGACAACAAAGACGGCUCCAUCAGGUGGACGAGUUUCAGCCCGCUGCGCCUGUUGGCUCUGGGUGGCAUCGUGGCGUCCGUCUGCGCUCUGUCCUUCGGCCCGUUCAUCGCCAUGGGGCAGCUCCCUCAGGUCCUCUCCAGGCUCUUCCCCUUUAAGCGGGGCCUCUGUCACGCCUACUGGGCCCCGAACAUCUGGGCGCUCUACAACGUGCUGGACAAAAGCCUGGCGGUGCUCGGUGUUCGCCUGAAGCUGCUGGAGGAGGCGGAGCUUCCUCAGGCCUCCAUGACGGGCGGGCUGGUUCAGGAGUUUGAGCACGCCGUCCUCCCCUCGGUUUCUCCCUCCAUCACACUCGUCUGCACUCUGCUGUCCGUCCUGCCGGCGGCGGCGUCCAUCUGGCUCCGUCCUCGCGGCGCUCGGGGCUUCCUGCGCUGCCUGGUGCUCUGUGCUCUGGGCUCCUUCAUGUUCGGCUGGCACGUCCACGAGAAGGCCAUCCUCAUCGCCAUCCUUCCUCUCAGCAUCCUGGCGGUUGAGAACAGAGAGGAUGCUGGGAUCUUCCUGAUCCUGAGCACCACAGGUCAUUACUCCCUGUUCCCGCUGCUCUUCACCCCUGCAGAGCUGCCCAUCAAAGUGACUCUCAUGCUGAUGUUCACCAUCUUCUCCUUCGCUGCUCUCAGGAAGCUCCACAGUGCUCAGGGGUCUCUGCUCCAUCCUCUGGAGCUUGUCUAUCUUCUGGGCUUGGUUGCCGUGGCGAUAGGCUGUGAGGUUGUCUUGCCUCUGUCGCCGUGGCAGCAGAGGCUGCCCUUCCUGCCCCUCCUGAUGACGUCGGUGUACUGCGCCGCGGGCGUCUUCUACGCCUUCCUGCGUCUGUACGCCCGCCUGCUGCGGCGGAACAAACCCAAACAGCUGUGACACAUCACCAACACACCCACACCGUCUGCCACCACCUGCCUCUGAGCAAGGCAUCAACACGUCUGCUCCCUGCUGAGGAGGGGCCGCUGUCACAGGAAGUAGCUGCAGAUCAGCUGAAGGUGCAGCAGGAGGCGCUCUGAGAUGGUCUUUAGUGAGCAAAUGGAGCUAAAAAAGAAUGAUUUCCUCCUGCUUCAUCAAUCCAGAAGAAGCAGCUGGUUGAGGUGCUGCUGCCAUAAAAUGGCUUGUGCUGCUGUGACGUCCCCGACACUCUCAGAAAGGUGAAACCUCUGAGAGUGGAGCUGUGUCUACUGUCUCGAUGAACAUUCACAGAAGAAAAACAUUUUCCCCACAAAAUGAUGUACGCCUCCAUAGACCCCCAUUCAUUCUGCACCAGCUCGAGAGCGCCCCCUGUGGAACAGGAAGAACAGAGAGAGGGAGUUCAUGACUACAUGAGAGGUUUUUGAGGUUCACUGAGGAAAAAAUCUACAAAUAGAUCUGAGAUCAUCAUCAUCGAACCCUCCACAUGGAGCAUGGAUGACCCCCCCCCCUUAAAGAGUUCUCAAUGUGGUAGUGAUGCCUCCUUCCUUCUCACUGAUGCAUGCUGGGAUAGACUCCAGCCUCCUGAGUGGAAGGUGCAUCCUUAUGAAGUGUGGGAGCAGAAAGAAGCUGAACUUUGACCUCAGAGAGACUAAAAUAUGAUGAGAGCAAACUGUCAUAGCUGCGGGAAAAAACUGGACUCCGCCCAAAACUAGCAGGAAGGACUUGAGUGGCAGUGAGAGUCGUGUUGUUGAUCAUACUUUGUGGACCAAAACUUAACAAAAAACUAUUUUCAGAUGUUUCUUUUUCUGUAUUUCUAAAUAAAAAG
Archocentrus centrarchus (flier cichlid) is the source of this 2445-nucleotide messenger RNA. Its product is annotated as probable dolichyl pyrophosphate Glc1Man9GlcNAc2 alpha-1,3-glucosyltransferase. NCBI's taxonomy places the organism in Eukaryota, Metazoa, Chordata, Actinopteri, Cichliformes, Cichlidae. The coding region runs from base 24 to 1580 and encodes 518 amino acids. Gene Ontology annotation, biological process: protein N-linked glycosylation; dolichol-linked oligosaccharide biosynthetic process. Gene Ontology annotation, cellular component: endoplasmic reticulum membrane. The record is from RefSeq and is a predicted model, not a curated record. Gene Ontology annotation, molecular function: dolichyl pyrophosphate Glc1Man9GlcNAc2 alpha-1,3-glucosyltransferase activity. The transcript is spliced from 13 exons.